AUGCGCAUCUUUAUCCCAGCCGGCCUGGAUGUAAACUACCAGAAUGAUCGAACUGGUGGAUAUGUUGCGAUGACUGCGUCCAGCGGAAGUCUUGAAUUCACACGAUUCCUACUCGAGCAUGGCGCGGACCUGAACAUAAACCUGCUAGCUGAUUUUUAUCCAGCGCUCUGUGUUGCCGUGGGCAAUGACAACAUCGAAAUGGCUGAGUUGUUGAUCCAAUACGGGGCACGGGUGAAUGGGCUAGGUGCGUUGGGGGCAGCGGCGAAACGGAAGCGGUAUGCAAUGAUGGAAUUUCAGUUCAGACAUGGCGCGGAUGUAAAUGAUGAUGCGAAGGAGUGUGAUGAUGUUGUUAUAGGUUGGCUACCGGGGACGACGGCGUUGCAUGAGGCUGCUGCAGUGGGAGAUGUUGAUGUCCUGGAGUAUCUAAUCCAGCGGGGAGCCGAUCUGGGUUUGAAGGAUUAUUAUGAGCGGACGCCUGCUAUGGUGGCCCGCGAGGAGGGUCAUCAGGAGGCAGCAAACUUCUUGAACAACAUGCCGUAG
Messenger RNA from Aspergillus glaucus CBS 516.65, 540 nucleotides. Its product is annotated as ankyrin repeat domain-containing protein. Gene Ontology annotation, molecular function: protein binding. The transcript has a single exon. The record is from RefSeq and is a predicted model, not a curated record. Bases 1 to 540 code for a protein of 179 amino acids. NCBI's taxonomy places the organism in Eukaryota, Fungi, Ascomycota, Eurotiomycetes, Eurotiales, Aspergillaceae.